Molecule: messenger RNA, 4571 nt
Organism: Chlamydomonas reinhardtii
Lineage: Eukaryota; Viridiplantae; Chlorophyta; Chlorophyceae; Chlamydomonadales; Chlamydomonadaceae
Exons: 10
Coding region: 143-3547 (1134 amino acids)
Molecular function (GO): nucleic acid binding
Source: RefSeq, a predicted model, not a curated record
CCAAACCCAGAAGGCCUGCUGCCGGUAAAACCAAGGUCUUGGGGCCUACCCCAAUCAGCCCCUCCGAAAGUCCUUUGCUUUUGGCCUGGAGUCAUAGGACAAAGGCCAGCCAGGGGGCGUCUGCAGGCGCACGGAACCAAAAAUGGCGCUCGACGAGCUUGGUUCAAUCGGCAAAUUGAACUGGGCAGAUGAACUAGAUGAAUUGGACAAGACGCGUGAGGCGGAAGAGGCUCUGAAGCCGCCGGAGCCGCCGCGCCCGCCGCCUCGGCCCGCCUCGACCUCCUCGGGUCCGCCCGCAUCCUUCGGUUUGAGCCUGGGCGGUGUGCCCUCGGACUUUGCGCCGGAGGAUGUGGAGCGCAUGAUGCAGGACCUGUUGCCGCACGUGCGGGUGUUGCGGCUGCAGCGCGUGCCGGGCCCGGUGGUGUUUGAGCUGGAGCUGACCAGCCGCGAGGACGUGGACACCGUGUGCCGCCGCUUCAACGGGAUGGAUGUGGAGGGCUGCCGCAUGUGGGUGCAGCCGGCGGAGUCACACGGCGGGCCGUACUCGGGCUACGGACCGGGAGGCGGGUACGGCGGCGGCGGACCCCGCGGCCGGGCGCCGUCCGGGCCGUACCCCCCUUCGGGCGGGUACGACGACCGGGGCGGGCCGUACGGCGGCGACCGCGGCGGGCCGUACGGUGGUGGCGGCGGCGGCGGGCGCGGUGGCUACGGCGAGCGGGGGCCGUACGGCGGGCGCGAGGGGCCACUGGCACCCCACAGCAGCUUCCCGGGGCCACACAGGGAUGCAUCCUUUGGACGCGGCAGCCGGGGGCAAGGCGGGCCGUACGGCGGUGGCGGCGGCCGGGGCGACCGCGGUGACCGCGGCGGUGGCGGCCCCUACGGCGGCGGCCCCGGCGGCCCGCCACCGGGCCGCGGCGGCUCGGCUUACUCGCUGGACCCGCGCUUUGAUGACCCCUACGGCGCCCCGCCCGGCCGGCGCCACGGCGGCGGAGACGACCGCUGGGGCCGCGGCCCGGGCGGCGACCGCGGCGCCGACAUGCCGCUGGGCCCACGCGCCUCAGCGCCCAUGCCGCCGCCGCCGCCCCCGCCGCCGCCCGGCGGCGCCGCCGCCGGCCCCGGCGAGCGCGGCUCUCUCCCCAGCUCCGUGUCCCAACCGGCCCUGCCCUUCAUGGAUGGCGACCGGCCACGUCUGAAGCUGCACCCGCGCUCGAGCACACAGCUGGCGACUGCGCCGUCGACCGAGUCUGCGGCCGGGCCGGAAGCGGAGGGCGAGGGCGAGGGCCGCCGGGCGCGCGCGUCGGCCGGCAGUGAAGGGCCAGCGGCGGAGGGGCCUGCCUCCACCUCUGCCGCCCCCAAGCCCAAGUCCAACCCCUUCGGCGCGGCGCGGCCGGUGGACACACUCUCCAAAGAGCUGGAGAUCGCCGAGCGGCUAGCCAAGGAGAAGGCGGCCAUUGUGGCGGCGGCCGCGGCGGCCGCGGAGGCGGCGAAAGCCGCCGCCGCCGCCGGCGCAGCCGGCGGCCCUGGUGGGCAUGGCGGCGUGCCGCCGCCACCCGUACCCGGCAUGGGUAUGUCAGGGCCGCAGCCGCCGCCAGGUGCACCCGGCGGCAUGCGCGGCCCGCCGCCGCCGCCGCCGCCUCCGGGGAUGAUGGCUGGGCCGCCGCCGCCGCUGCCGGGCGCGCCUGGCGGCCUGCAGGUGCCGCCGCACGGCCAGCCGCACGGGCCGCCGCACAUGCCUGUAGCGCUGCUGGGUCUGUCGCCGCCGCCGCUGGCGGCAAUGAUGGGCAUGGAGUUCGGGCACGGCAUGGCGGUGGGACCCAUGGGACCCAUGGGACCCAUGAUACCGCCGCACCACAUGAUAGAACCGCAGCCGCCGCCGCAAGGCGCCAUGCCGCUGCCGCCAGGGCUGACGGCGGCGCCGCCGGGCUCCAUACCUGUCGGCAUGGCGCCGAUGGGCAUGCCCAUGGGUGGGCCGCCGCCGCCACCGCCGCCGCCAGCGCCGAUGCCGAUGCCGGGCCAGCCGCCGCAGCCACCGCAGCGCGGCCCCGUGCCGCAGCAGGGGUCUCCCGGGGCGCCGUACGGCAUGAACACGCCCGUUCACAUCCUGCAGCGGCCACGCGGGCCGACGGGCGAGGGUGACGCCGCCGUGGCGGAGGACGCAGCGCUGACGCGCGCGGCGGCGGAGCAGGUGGGUGCGCGGCGGCAGGCCAACGCGGCGGCGGUGCACGCAGCUGCGGCGGCGCAGGCGUCGGCGGCGGCGGCCGCCGCUGUCAAGGUGGCGUCGGCGGUGGCGGCGAUGACGCUGGCGCCCGGCAACGGCGUUGAGGGCGGCGAGGGGAAUGACGGGGAGGGGGAUGAGGAGUACGGCGAGGAUGAGGAAGGCGGCGACGGCGAGGAUGAGGAGGAGUUUGUGGAUGCGCAGGAGCAUCUGGCGCCCUCGGACAGCUCGGCGGGCUCGGAGGGCGCCUCUGCGGCGGCGGCCGCGGCAGCGGCGGCGGCGGCGGCGGGCCUGGCCGGCUCGGGUCGCGACGGCGGCGGCCGGGGCGGCCGCGGCGGCCGUGGAGGCCGAGGUGGCCGGGAGGGCGGCCGCGGCGGGCGCGAGGGCGGCCGCGGAGGCGGGCGGGAAGGCGGCGGCGGACGUGGCGCUGGCCGGGGAGGCCGCGGCGGGCGAGGCGACGGCGAGGGCCGCUUUGAUGACGCGGACGGCGGCGGCCGUGGCGGCCGUGGGGGCCGGCGGGGCGAGGGACGCGGCGAGGGACGUGGGGAGGGCCGCGGCGGGCGUGGUGGGCGCGGUGGCCGCAGUGGCGGCGCCGCGGUGGGUGCCGGCGACGAGGCAUCUCACGCGCUCUCGGGCGCGGCGGGCGGGCCGCGGCGGCAGCCCUCCCAGGGCGGCAAGCACUCGCCGCACUCGGGCGAGGGCGGCGCGCCGCAUGCGGAGGGCGGGCACGGGCACGCGCACGGGCAAGGCGGCCACGCGCACCCUAGUGAGGAGCGGCCUCACCGCGAGGGCGGGAGAGGCGGCCGCGGCGGCCGCGGGGAGGGCCGCGGGGAGGGCCGCGGAGAGGGCGGCGGCCGUGGUGAGUCAUCCGGGCGGGGCGGCGGCCGCGGUCGCGCCAGUGAGGGCGGCGGUCGUGGCCGGGGUCGCACGGACGGCGGCGCGCACGAGGCGGGUCACGGGCACGGACACGCACAUGGGCAUGGGCAUGGUGAGGGCGGCAAGGAGGGCGGCGCGGCGCCGCCAGCGGCGGCGGCAGGGCACCAGCAGCCGGCGCACGGCGGCAGGGGCGGCCGCGGCGGCAGCGGCGGCGGCGCGGAUCACGGCGCGGGCGGCCGUGGCGGCACCGGUGGCGGCGCCGGGCCCAAGUCUGGCGGCGGCGCGGGUGGUGGUGGUGGCGGCAAGGGCGCCGCGGCGGCUGCUGCGGCUGCGGCUGCGGCUGCAAAGGAGUCCAAGGGCCAGGUGCUGUACAAGAAGCACAUAGAGCACCAGGGCGUCAAGCCCACCACCACCUCCAACCUGUUCGACCUCCUCAACAACAUGGGAGACGAUUGAGCGCAGGAGGCUGUCGAAGGGCCGUCGAAGGGCCGUCGAGGGGCUGUUGAAUGGAAGCGCGCAAGAGGAGGAAGAGCUGAAGCUAUGGGUGGACAGGGAGCGUGGCUGAAGUGGCAGAUGGGGCCGGCGGGGGGCGGGAUGACUGGCAAGCGGAGACAGAUGGAAGCAAGCCAGAAUGCAACGGGGCGUGUGGUGUGGCGGCGGCCAGGUGGCCCGAAGAUGUGGAACUGGGCCUGUGCAUUUGUGUGUUUCAUGAAGGUUUGUGUCUUGCUAUGUGUGUGCUGGGGCUGCAGGAUGUGGCGGGCUCUUACGGGCGGGUGGGCGGGUACUGCGGCCAAUGCGUGUGUGUUUCAUGCGAGUUGCUGGACGUGGGGAGUCGUAGAUAGCUAAGCAGGCCCGUACUGCGCUAAGGCUAGACACAACGGAAUCGACAGGUAGCUUCGUAGCUGUGGGUCCUGUUGCUGCCUGUGUGGCAAAGGCUUGGUUCUCUGUCCAGUGGUCAGGUGGUGGUCGACGCAGUGGUGUUGGACGCAGUUGGCGUGUUCGGCCCUCGCGUCAUCCGCUGUUGUGGCGUGUGGUGGUGAUGGAACUGGGCACACGAGGAACCGGUCGAUGUAUGUCGAUGUAUGUGUGUGUAUGUGUGUAUGUGUGUGCUUAUGGGGCGGGUGGGACGGACGACUGGGGGCGCGGGGCCGGGCCCGGAGCGGACGUCUGUUGCGCGCCGUGGGGCAGUGGGCCAAACAGGUUGGGGGGUGUUGCAGCACGGGUUGCCAGAGGGGGCGACGUUCCUGUUACUACCAACUUCAAAGGGAAGGCGAUGGUGGCACCUGGCAAGCGCGCGGGUUCAUGCGUGGCGAAGUUGGGGUGGGUUGGUCGUGCACAGCUUGCGUUCGUGUCUGGGGUGUCCGUGUGCGGCGCCCAUACACGCGUGUUCCUGUGCUGGAACUUGGCAGCCUUGGCGCAGGACGGUGCGGCGCCUUGGCCCAUGCCGCACUGGGCGCUCCACUGAAAGGUACCGUAAGGC